AUGGCUUGUCUUACGUCUCUUCUCGUUGUGCUGUGGGUCGGUGUCACAGUGGGCACGGUGGUGGAUCUGCAGAAGAGAAUCCUCGGAGGUCGAGAUUGUGCCAAUGACGAGCGUCAGUACCAUGUGGUUUUAGAAAUCUACAAUGGUACCCAUGAGUUCCUCUGUGGCGGCUCUCUGAUCAGUGACCGGUGGAUUCUGACUGCAGCUCACUGCUUCAAACCAAGAGGGACUAUUGUAGCAGUUUUAGGUGGACACCUACAUCCAGAAGAUAGAGUGUAUAUACCAGCCACACCUGAGAUCUUUAGAGACCAUGACAUCAUGCUGCUGAAGCUACCUGAACCCACUGAUAUUCCACCUGUACCACUUCCUGACU
Anarrhichthys ocellatus (wolf-eel) is the source of this 373-nucleotide messenger RNA. RefSeq names its product anionic trypsin-2-like. The transcript has 3 exons. Gene Ontology annotation, molecular function: serine-type endopeptidase activity. Lineage: Eukaryota; Metazoa; Chordata; Actinopteri; Perciformes; Anarhichadidae. Gene Ontology annotation, biological process: proteolysis. The record is from RefSeq and is a predicted model, not a curated record. Gene Ontology annotation, cellular component: secretory granule. The annotation marks the transcript as partial.